This is a messenger RNA of Drosophila obscura, 10044 nucleotides long. RefSeq lists its product as uncharacterized. The record is from RefSeq and is a predicted model, not a curated record. Bases 399 to 7673 code for a protein of 2424 amino acids. The transcript is spliced from 6 exons. NCBI's taxonomy places the organism in Eukaryota, Metazoa, Arthropoda, Insecta, Diptera, Drosophilidae.
UCAAUCCAAGUCAACCAAUGGGACCAACUCACUGUGACUCGAAGUGGACACAAUCAGCAUCGGAUUGCCAGGAGCAGCAGCAGCAGCUACAGUCGCAGCAGCCACUGCAGGAGGAGGCGGAGAAGCUGGCAUCAUAGGAGCAGCAACGUCUGCAGCAGCUGCGCUAGGUGACGGCGUCUCCGUCACCGGCUCGUCAAGGAUGUCGAGCCGCAAGCCAGGAACCGCAGCCACAACGGGUGCCGUCCCCAAGGCGGACACCCCAACCGCAGCCGUCCUAGAGGACACUGCGAAUACCUCAGCCACUGUGAUCCUGCCAGCCAACAGCGAGGAACAGUCUUCAAGAACUGGCGAGGAGCAAGCCAGAGCCGGCACCACAUCCCCCUCUUCCGAGCAGAAGGAUGGAGAAGGGGAAAGAGAGAAGGCAGGAGAGCCGGAACAGUCCAGCGGGGAUGCGAAUACGAAUACGAAUGUGGACCGGGGCCAGUCUUCCCCCGCCCCAACCACAGAGGGGGUGGUGGUCCCCAACAAAGCCACCCACGCCCACGAUUGUCAGCGAUGGACUGGGUAGCAAGAGUGUGCGAAUCACACGUCUCUCGUCGCCGCUCUUGCUGCUCAGCUCGCCCACAUCCACAACCGCGAGGCAUCGGGAGGCCAGCGAAGAUGGCGAAGAGCAGCCGCCGCCGUCGGGUACGUCGUCGGGGCAGUCGUCGGGCAGUCAGAGGAAGAGCUCGGUGGAGCGCUCGGUUGUUGCCCCCGUCAUUCGCGGACGCAAGUCCAUUAAGGAUCUGAAAGAAGCCAAAGAAGCCAUCGCCAAGCUCGAGGAUGGGCCUGGAUCGGGGCCAGUGCAAGUCAAAGAGGAGGCCAUCGACGGCAGCGAACUGGAAUCCCUGCCAGCAGCCGAUGAAAAAGACAACAAAGACACAAAAGACAAGGACAAAGAGAAGGACAAGGAAAAGGAAAAGGAUAAAGAGCUGCCACCUACGCCAACCUGCAACCGUGUCACCCGCAAGUCACACGCCCAGGAGCAGGCCAACAACACACGCGUUACGCGCAAUCGUCGCCAAUCCUCGACGGUCGCCUCCUGCGAACAGCAGCAGCAGCAGCUGCCGCCCGCACGCGGCCGCCGUCUCAGGAAGCCCCAGGCGGUGGUCCCCCCGCCCCUGGAGCCUGCCAGCAAGCGGAAGCGUUCCGAGGACGACGCUGAAAGUGCGACAAAGUACAGCAAAAUUGAGGUGAAGCCGCCGCCGCAACCCGAAGACGAGACCGACGACGCCGUGGACGCCGGCGAGGAGCCAUCAAAGGGCGCUGUGCUGAUAAAGCAGGAGCCCCCAGACAGGGAUACAAUCUCUCCAGCGACCACACCCGUCCCCGCCCCCGCCGCUCCAACACCAACCUCAGGAGGACGACGCGGACGUGGCCGACCACAGACUAAGAAUGCCGGAGCAGCAGGGGUCGCAGCAGCAGCAGCAGCAGUUGCCACAGCCGUUGCCGCGUCCACCAGCACGCGGGCCACACGUCUGAGCAAGGCGGGAUCGCCGGGUGGAAUGGGAAUGGCCGUUGCUGCUGAGCCGCUGAUGGCCAAGCGGCGACGGGUGGGCUCCACCACACGGAAGACUGCAUCGGCCAGCUCGCUGGCCACCAGCUCCCAUGGCGGUGGGGACGAGGACUCCAAGGACAGCAUGGCCUCGUCCAUGGACGAUCUGCUGCUGGCCGCCGCUGACAUCAAGCUGGAGAAGCAGACGCCGGACUUUGAUGAGAGCCUGCUCCUGCCAGUGGAUCCUGUGGUGGGGUUGCUGAAGGACGCACAGACGGCCAUGGAGGAUGAGGGCUCCACCACCAGCGGAGGGGCCAACGGUCAUUCCUCAGCCUCCUGCAUUGAACCGCUCACCGUAGACGCCGAUCCGGCGGAUGCUGAUAAGAUCAAGCAGAAGGAGUCGCCCCAGGAGUCGACGGAAUUGCCAGAGUCCGAGUCGGAGUCUGCCUCCGGGUCCGUCUGCGCAUCCGGAGAGGCUGGCAAGGCGUCGUCCCUCAGUCCCGACAUGAUUAGCGUCAAGUUUUACAAGAAGUUCCUGGCCAACAAUCUGGGCAUCGAGAAGGACCCGGAGCUGGGGGAGAUUGUCCAAAUAGCCAGCCACAGGAAGGUGGAAGUGGAAGUGGAAGCGGAAGCUGAAGCUGAAGUUGAAUCGGAGCCUGAUCCAGAAGCGGAAGCGGAGCCAGAAGCGAAAACUGAGGUGGAGCUGAAGCUGCUGAAGCGAGAUUCCGCAACAGAACCGGAGGCGGAAGCGGAACCCGAGGCAGAUGUGGAUGUGGAGGCAGAAGCAAAAUCUGCGCUGGAAGAUUCCUCGUACUCGAAUAGCUCCCUGAAGGCGGGUGCGCUGCGGCUGGACGAGAGCAGCGAGGAGCUGCGACCCACGGAUGACGCUGCCGUGAACGGGAAUGAUGGGCAGGAGGAUGGCCAUGCGGCGGAGGAGGAGGAGCAGAAGUCGGACGACUACGACGACUUUGAUCACGAGAUUAUGGAGGAGCUGGCCAAGGAGGGCGUAGUGGAUGCCAGUGGCAAUGCGCUGAGCCGUAAAGCCGACGCUGUCGCUGAUCCAGUGACUGAGAAUGAUGCUGCUAAUCCUGCUACUGCUGAUCCCGAGGGAUCAGUGGAGGGGGAGAAACUGCCGGCGGUGGCACAUGAAGAGCCGCCGCUGCCUGUGCCGACGGACGCGAAGGAGGAGGAGGAGAUUGCCCCCGAACUACGUGUCAUGGAGGUGGAGAAAUCCCCGACAAAAGCCCAGCAGCCAGCAGAUGCGGACACAGAGGUGCAAAUGGACGUGGAUGUGGAUAUGGAACCAGCAGCAGAGCCAGUGGAAGACUCUGAGCAAGAGAAACCACAGGAGGCGCUGCCGUUGAUGGCGGAUCACCUGGAGAACGAUUUUCCGGAGGAGAACAAGGAGAACCUGUCCAUGUCCAGCGCAUCCCCCAGGGGAUCCAGUCACGACGGUCUCGACAUUCAGCUGACCCUCAAGGACGAGGAGGACGAGGAGAAGCCCCUAGCGACCAUCAUGGCUAACGAGCCGAAGCCCAAUCCGGAUCCAGACGAUUCGCCAGCCUCUCAGAUCUGCCUAAAGGCCCUCAAGGACCACAAGGAGCAGUCCGAAGAGAAACCCCCGGCCCUGUCCCUGCCGCUGGAAUACACGCCCAGUACAGAAGCCAAUGGCCAGCAGGAGACGGGACUCUCGUGCGAUGAGAAAGAGCGGCGCGAUCAAGAGAUCCAUCUGCAUAAUCUCGGCCUCCUCACGCACCAGGCCGCCGAGCAGCGGCGCCAGGACUUGCAGGAGGCGCAGACGCGCCAGGCGCAGUACCAGCAACAGCAUCCGCAGCCCUAUCCGAGCGGCAAGCGACGCUCGACGGCCCUGACCGGAGCGGGAUCGAGUGCAGGAUUUGGAUCGGGAUCGGGAGGCACCGCCAUCCACGUCGAGUCAAGCGGAACACUGAAGACUGUCAUCAAGCUGAAUCGGAGCAGCAACGGGGGAGCCGGCGGUAGUGGCGGCGUGCCCACGGGGACUGUCAUCCACGGCAGCGGCUCCUCUGGCUCCUCGUCCUCCUCCUCGAUGGGCAGUGCCACGCGUAAGGCAAGCGCCGCCGGCAGUACAGGGUCAGGCAUAGGCUCUGGCGCCCACGGCGUACGCCGUCAAUCCCUCAAGAUGACAUUCCAAAAGGGUCGCGCCCGCGGCCAUGGAUCAGCGGAUCGCUCUGCGGACCAACAUGGCGUCCACGUCGAAGACUCGUACUACACCAUACAGAACGAGAACGAAGGUGCGACCAAGUCGAAUAUAGCGUCGGGUAAUCCUGGCCGAAAGACCAAUAACCGUUUCAGUUCGACUAACAACCACCACAACUCGACGGUAGCCAAGCACCUGGGUGCGCUCCAGCAUAGAUCUCUCCUGGAUUCAUCGCAAUCGGAGGGGCAUGGGGGUGGCCAUGGCAUGGACCAUGGCUUCUAUCAAAUGGUGAAGAAGGAUGAAAAGGAGAAGAUACUGAUACCAGAGAAGGCCUCUUCGUUCAAGUUCCAUCCCGGGCGGCUGUGCGAGGACCAGUGCUAUUAUUGCAGCGGCAAAUUCGGUCUGUACGACACGCCCUGCCAUGUGGGCCAGAUCAAGUCGGUGGAGCGACAGCAGAAGAUCCUAGCAAAUGAGGAGAAACUGACGGUGGACAACUGCCUGUGCGAUGCCUGCUUUCGGCACGUGGAUCGUCGUGCCAAUGCGGCGCCCUACAACAAGAAGCGACUGUCGGCGCCCGGCCAUCUGGAAACGGGUGGUCCUGGCGGCCCUGGGGGUUCCGCAUCCGGUUCCAAUUUAGACAAGAACUAUGCGGGCGAUGGAGUGGCCACAGACGGAACCGAACUGGGCCCAUCGACAUCAUCGGCGGGGGCCGCCGCUCAGCGCUCGUGCGCCGUGAAGGACUGCUGCGAGACGGCCGGCCAUCAGCUGCGGCGCAAGUGCAUCCGCAAGAGCGUUAAGAAGUUCCAGCUGAGCUUCGAGAUACCCGCCGGCACCUCGAUCGUCUGGCUGUGCGAGGCCCACUACAACACGUUCAUUCAGUUCACCGGCUGUGUCCUGUGCAAGCGGCGGCUGGGCAAGAAUCACAUGUACAACAUAACCACGGACACCGAUCGACUGGAGAAGGCGCUCACAGAAAUGGGCAUACCCGUCCAGCUGGGCAUGGGCACCGCCGUCUGCAAGCUCUGCCGCUACUUUGCCAACCUCCUGAUGAAGCCCCCCGACAGCACCAAGUCCCAGAAGGCCGAGUUUGUCAAGAACUAUCGCAAAAGACUUCUCAAGGUGCACAAUCUGCAGGAUGCCAGUAACGAGGUGUCCGAGGCGGAGGAUGAGGCGGUUGAUCGCAAUGCUCCAUCCGCUGCCUCCACAAGUGCAGCCGCCUCCACGCACGAGGACGCCGAGAUGCCGCUGGUGGUGGACUUUGACGGUCCCACGGACUCCAAUUCGAGCAGCUCCUCAAUCACGGCCAUCGGAGGAUCGGCAGCCGGCAGUAGCAAGCAGAUCUCCAAGCUGCAGGCCAUCCUGCAGCAGAAUCUGCCUGGCGAGAGUCUGGCCAGUGGCAGUGGCAGUGGCGCUGGCAGUGGCAGUGGCAGCGGCAGCUGCAGUGGAGGAGCUGCAAACGGAUCGGCGGGUUCGGCCAGUUCCAAUGCAGCGAAUCCGGACAUAUCGAAUGUGCUGCGCGGCAAUCCAAACAUCUCCAUGCGCGAGCUCUUCCACGGCGAGGAGGAGAUGGGCCUGCAGUUCAAGGUGCCGUUUGGGUGCAGCAGCAGCCAGCGAACGCCGGAGGGCUGGACGCGGGUGCAGACCUUUCUGCAGUACGACGAGCCGACGCGCCGCCUCUGGGAGGAGCUGCAGAAGCCGUACGGCAACCAGAGCUCCUUCCUGCGUCACCUCAUCCUGCUGGAGAAGUACUAUCGCAACGGGGACUUGGUCCUGGGUGCCCAAGCCUCCUCCAAUGCCACCGUCUACACGGAGACUGUGCGCCAGCGGCUGAACUCGUUCGAUCACGGCCACUCCUACGGGGGCAACCCAGCGGGAAAGCGGCCCACAGCAGUCGCCUCCCCGGGCUCAUCUUCGGCUUCAUUGCAGCCCACGCCCAUCGCCAACGCCAGCCAAUCUGCAGACCACACCGGGCAGGGAGAGCCCCUCAUUCCGCUGGUGGAGCUGAACGACGACGAUGAUGACGAGGACGGCGAGGGCCAGCGAUCCCCAAAGGAGGUCCUGAGCUCGCACUUGGAACGCCUCACCACCGUCUCGGUGGACAAGCUGACCAAGCAGCUCAGCUCGAAUGCGGUGACCAUCAUCGCCCGUCCCAAGGACAAGCCAGUGCCGCUGACCACCGCAUCCGGAGCCACAGGCACAGCCGCAGCCACAGUUACAGCCAAAACAGCCGCACUCGCCUCGUCGCCGGCAUCGAUCUCCUCAGCGUCGUCUGUGGCGUCGUCACCCGAGGAUGGGGGCACGGGCACCGGCACCCAGAGGACGGCAGCCUUGUGUCCUGCCCAGUUCAAGAAUGCCCCUCCCCUGGUGCCCACCAGCGGCGCCAACAGUCGGAGCAUCCUCAAGAGCAACCUCCUGGGGAUAAACAAGGCCGUGGAGAUUGUGUCGCUCUCCUUGUCGCUGCCCAUCUCUGCCAGCCUGCCCUCCGCCUCAUUGAUCGCCAAUCACUCUGGCACGACUGGCUCGAAGACCCCUGCUGCCGCCGUCUCGCACUCCGCCCAGGAGAAGCAGCACAAGAUCCUCGAUGUGGCCAAUAAGCUGCUUAGCAGUCAAAACGAGAGCAAGUCCCAGCAUCAGCAGCAGCAUCAGCAGCAGCACCUGCAGCAGCACCAGCAGGUGAGCGCCCGUCUGGGCGGUGGCCUCCACUCCAAGCUGAAGCCGACCACACAGCCGUUGAUUCUGCACCAGCAGCAGCAGCAGCAGGCAGCGGCAUCCGCAGCGUCCUCGAAGCCACCCGCCAAUGUGGCCCAGCUGCUGAACUCGCCGCCAGAGUUGAUUAGCCUGGCGCGAAGAAGGACGACCGGCGGGGGGCCCGCAUCUGGUGCGAUGCCUCCGGGUGGCGCCAAUCUGAUGGGCAAUCAUCUCAGCAGGCGGCUGCAGUUGCAGAAGCCCGGAACGGCUGGAUCGGCUGGCACGGCUGGCAUGGCUGGAACGGGAACGUCGGGAACAGGAGCUGGAGCUGUGCCAGGCAGUCGCGGGUUGCCGGCGCCGCCGAACGUGGUCAUACUGCCGGAAACACUGACCGCGCAGGAGCGGCACGAGUGCAAGAGCUGGAAGCCAACCCUGAUACCGCUGGAGGAUCAAAACCACGUACCCAGCAAGUCGCAGGCCCUGUACCAGACAGCCGAUGGCCGACGGCUGCCGGCCCUCGUCCAAGUGCAGUCCGGCGGCAAGCCCUACCUCAUCUCCAUCUUCGACUACAACCGCAUGUGCAUCCUGCGGCGGGAGAAGCUGCUCCGCGACCAGAUGCUCAAGUCCAAUGCCAAGCCGAAGCCCGGCCAGGCACAGUCGCAGUCCGGCCAGAAUCCAGCCACCUCGGCGGCCGCAUUCUCCAACAUUGUCAAGAUGGCCCAGCAGCAGCAGACCGCUCGCCAGCAGCUCCAACAGCUGCAGCAGCAGCAACAGCAACAGAAGCAGCAGCAGCAGCAGAUGCCAACACUCCAGCCGGGUGGAGGAGGCGGUGCGGGGCGACUGGCCCGCCUGGCACCCAAGCCCAUGCCGCCGCUGAACAUUCCGCAGAUAGCCAGCCAGGGCCAUCCCCAAUUGAACAUCAAUCCCAGUCUAGAGGGCACCGGCAGCGGCAGCAGCAACAGCUCCUGGCUGUGGAACAACUUCCCCGAUCCCAAGCAGUAUCUUCUGAAUGGCAACGGCGGAGGCGGCAAUGCAGGCCCCACCAGCAAGAUGCCCCACCUCACGCCCAAGCCCUCGACGGUUACCCUGAGCAGCGGCAGUAGCAGCAGCAGCCUCAAGACUGGCCCAGGCUCUGGUGCCGCCUUCACUCUGAAACAGCAGCAACAGCAGAUGCAGCAGCAGAAGCUGAUCGACAAUGCAAUAUCGAAGAUACCCAAGAGCCUGAUUGUCAUACCGCAGGGUGGUGGCGACUCAUCGAGCUCGUCCAAAGAGUGAUGGCGAGCACGUUGCCACGUUGUACGUUGAGAAGUUGUGCCACGUUGUGAGUUGUGAGAACUGAGUAAACAGCAUUCGGUCUGCACUCUGUCGACCGUCAGUCGAAAUCCCAUUCCGUAGGACUACGAUUAGUAGAGUCCAACAGAAUGGAAGUGGAAACUGAAUGCAGAGAACACAACAUAGAGAUGGAGAUGGAAAUCAGAAGAGAAAACCACAUCAGACGAGACGAGACGAGACGAGAGAAUAGAAGCUGAAGCAGAAGGAGGAAGAGGAGAGGAGAAGAAGGAGACGGAGAAAAUCAAGAUAGUGAUUAAGAAGAAAGAGUACAUAACAUUUUUUGUGUAUAAAACGAGAUAUACGGCUACGAAUAUGUCUAGACUUAAGUACAACUAAAUAAUUAGGCUGUUUGUUCGCGAACUGACGAAGUGCGAGAGUCUCGACUCGAGCUUCACUCCAGUCACAGCAACUGGUGCCAGCAACUGACACGAAUGCAGAUAGUGUUUAGGGCCCUAGAUAUAUGAAUAUAUAAACAAUACCUUUACCUAUUAUCUAUACUCUAAUCGACUCUAGGAUAUCCUAUAUUUUUUUAUUAGAUUUAACGAGCAGCACAUUCACUUGCGAUUCGUGUAUUAUAGAUACCAAAAUUGCUAGAGCGCCAAGUGGUUAGAGGUAGAAAAAGGUGGUACACACACACACACACACACACCCACACUCACACCCACACUCAAUUGUAAACACACACACACACACCCAAGCUAAUAUUUAAGAGUAUGAAAAAAAAAAUAUCAAUCUUAUGCGCUGCCCAAAUGGCGGCCUAAUCGUUAUCCCAAGCAGCGCUCCAGGGGCUCAACUAAUGGAAAAAUAACUUUGGGAAAAGAUUCUCGAAAUGGCCUGCCACUCGUGCCACUCGUGCCACUUGUAUUAAAUUCAAAGUGCAUUCAAAGAAAUAGUCUGCGUAUUGUGUAUAACGAUUGGCUCGUUGUUUGUGUGUGUAGGUAGAUUCCUAAUUUAUAUAAAUAUAUAUCGAUUUUUAAUUUCCAUUUACCACACUCAAACAAACACACACACACACAAACACAAUUUUAGAUUUUAAUGGUAAUUAUUACACGACUGUACAUAUACAUACAUAUACACAAAUACAUACAUAUAUACACAUAACAUGAGAAUGCUAAAAUACAUAAUACAAACAACAACAAAACAAAAAACAAAGAAAUCAACCACAAAACAAAAAAAAAACAAUCAAAUUGAUCCUCUGGUGUUGAUGAUGUUCCAUUCGAAGAAUUCUAGAGCUGUAGCUCCCUAAGAUACCCAAAAAUGAAGGAAAGGGCCUGUUGGGGAGAUCAAUCGAAUUAAUUUUCUCAUGUCUCAUGACAAAUUGAAAAGCUUUCAACAAAAAAAAAAAACGCAUACAAAUUUACUAAAAAAAAAAACCAACACACAAAUAAACAAAACGUAAAACAAUAUAUAGAAAAUAUAUAUAUGUGUGCAGGAAGAGAAGAGAUAUUUUAGAGAGUGCGGCGAGAAUACAAAUGUAAAUUAGCCUGUUAAGCAUUAGAGAUAUAUUUAUACACUAUGAGAAAUUCAAUUGUUGUUGUUGAACAUUGAAAAUGUACACGAGUAUUUAUAUAUAAAGCGAGCAAAGUCUAUUGAUAAUGAUAAACAAAACAAAACAAAAACAAACAAAAGAUCGACAAGAAACCAAGGAAACAAAGCCCUGCCCUGCCCCCUGUCCUGUGUACUGCCCUGCCAAUUGGAUGCAGCAACAGAAAUUAGAACGAAGUUCUAACACACAACACAACACAGCAGGACACAUCAGUCCAGGACUCACACUCAAUUGAUUGCCUUUAACGAACUUGGUUAUAUACAUACAUACAUACAUACAUACAUACAUAUAGAUUCUAUAAGAGCGUGUGUUGUUGGUGUGCCAGAAUGUAUGGGUGUUUUUUUGUGAGUGUAUAUGUUAUAUAUAUUGUACGUUGUAGCUGAUAAAAAUCAUAACCAAACACACACACAGACAGACAGACACAGAGAUGACAAUUGCAAACCUGCAUACACACAUACAUACAUACAUAUUUAUGCAAAUUAUUUUUAAACGCAAGCAAAACAAGAUCAACAAAAAUCGAGAAAUAAAACUCCUCCCAUGUCCAGCUAAGAAUGCCCAAAAUGCGUAUUUUUAUUCUUUCGAUCCUCCCCCUUCCACCCAACUGCAGGACACGUAUGCGUAUGGCCCAGAGACUGAUUGCUGAUUGAUCGUUGGUGGGGGGCAACAGAAAAAAUUGUUUAUCGAAACACCAAUAUCACCAAAUAAACGCUUUAUUCAUUCAUUUCCUCCUCUCUCUCAUCAUCGUUCUCUCGUAUUGUGCUCUCUGCA